GUUAAAGUUGCUGUACCCGCGUGGACGACCAGUCGCUGCUGUCCUCUGAUGCGAGAAUAUAAGACAACACUUCCGUUCUCAACUUGCACAUUUUCAGCCGGUCUUUUACACAGGCGAUUAUUUUCUUCGUUAAUUCACUAACAAGGUGUUAUUGGCUGAAUAAUUCUCUCCAGAGACCACUGAGUGACAAUUGUCUCCAAAUGGAUCCUACGGGCUUAUUUAAUAGUGGCACUUUGUCGGCCUUUCAACGCACCGGCCCAAUUACUACCGCGGCUGAUUUCCAUCCUUAUCUCGACUGGCUGGGAUCAUUUCCUGUGCCCACUAUUAAAGAAAUGGAAGCUUGUCUGAUGAAUGCCACACAGGGAGCCAGUUCGCCUCGCGAUCGAAUUAUGGCCGAACUGGCAUCAGAGAAACGGAAUAGUCCAGCGGAGAAAUUCAUCACAUCGGAAGAGAAUGAUGAGGACGAUUGCAGUUCGGAAGAUGAGGAAGGCUCCAAAUUACCCAAGCCAAGAGCGCAUGUAGGAAAAAGGGACGGGAAAAGGAGCUCGACGUCGCCUACGCCGCAUCAACCUUCGGAACAACCGAAGCCGCUCCAUCCAAAACUCAUGACGGUGGAUGCGGUGCUCGAGACGAAAAACUUGUGGGAUGAGUUCAAUGAACUCGGGACGGAAAUGAUUGUUACAAAGGCAGGUCGCAGGAUGUUUCCAACAUUUCAAGUCAAGCUGUUCGGAAUGGAUCCCAGUGCCGAUUACAUGCUGAUGAUGGAUUUCGUACCCGUUGACGACAAACGCUGGCGAUAUGCUUUUGGAAGCAGUUCCUGGGUCGUCGCCGGCAAAGCCGAUGCGAACAUGCCCCCAAGAAUCCAUGUCCAUCCCGAUUCACCGGCAAAAGGCGUACACUGGACGAAACAGGUUGUUAGCUUUGAUAAGUUAAAACUUACCAACAACCAACUGGACGACAACGGACAUAUAAUCCUGAAUUCGAUGCAUCGUUAUCAACCACGUUUUCACGCCGUUUAUGUCGGGAGCAAAGAUGAGAACAUGUCGCUGACGGAAAACUUUAAGACAUUUGUUUUCAACGAGUGUCGCUUUUGGGCUGUCACCGCCUACCAGAACCAUCGCAUUACCCAGCUAAAAAUCGCCAGCAAUCCGUUUGCCAAAGGAUUUCGAGACUGCGAUACAGAUGACUGCUCGGUGACAGAAGUGUUGACAAAUUCACAACAAAGCCAACGUCGCGUGGUCGAGUCGGCGUCAGCCUGCAUGACACGCCCAUCGCCUUAUCCUUUGAUGUCGCAAAGUGCAUCUCCCGGGACUAUGUCUUCCGCUGCUUCCUUUUACAGCCAAUUCAAAGCUACCAAAGACACACUAAACGGUUCAGCUGAUCUUGUGGCCAGGAUCUUCAAUCCUCCGCUGUCCAGUGACGCAAUCCAGUCGGUUCAGUUCAGCUCCGGAAGUCCGCUUUCUCCACAAACCACACCUACCUCCCCGACAUUUACCUAUGGAAUGGAUGCCUACACGUCACCCUAUACCGGUUCCGAUGUCUGCUCGUACAUGAGCAGCGCAAGCCUGUCGUCGCUACAUAAUCCCAGACCCGCUCCUUAUCCGCGACCGUCAUCCGUUUAUCCUUAUGGAUACUAUGGACAAAAUACCGCACGACAACUGGCAUCGUAUAAAUACCCCUGUUCGGGGCAUCAGUAUUAGCUGUACUUAUUGUUUUACAUGUCGGAUGGCACUCUUGUUGCGAAGUUAAAAUUUAUUUCACCGUAGCUGUACAUAUUAAUUGUAAGUGCUCGUGUAAAACUACGAACUGUCAAAAUACUCUAUUUAACUGUUGCUUUUUGCUGUUGUUUUUUUGUUUGACUUCAGAGGCUGUGACCGUCGUACAUGGAGUUUGGUAUAAAAAAUGGUUUUAAAAAGCUACAUAAA
This is a messenger RNA of Paramacrobiotus metropolitanus, 1925 nucleotides long. RefSeq names its product T-box transcription factor TBX10-like. Gene Ontology annotation, cellular component: nucleus. Gene Ontology annotation, biological process: positive regulation of DNA-templated transcription; regulation of transcription by RNA polymerase II; cell fate specification. The transcript is spliced from 9 exons. The record is from RefSeq and is a predicted model, not a curated record. Bases 201 to 1700 code for a protein of 499 amino acids. Lineage: Eukaryota; Metazoa; Tardigrada; Eutardigrada; Parachela; Macrobiotidae. Gene Ontology annotation, molecular function: DNA-binding transcription factor activity, RNA polymerase II-specific; RNA polymerase II cis-regulatory region sequence-specific DNA binding.